This is a messenger RNA of Clupea harengus (Atlantic herring), 3414 nucleotides long. It is a transcript of the gene gnal, whose product is annotated as guanine nucleotide-binding protein G(olf) subunit alpha-like. Gene Ontology annotation, molecular function: GTPase activity; G-protein beta/gamma-subunit complex binding; G protein-coupled receptor binding. Gene Ontology annotation, cellular component: cytoplasm; heterotrimeric G-protein complex. The transcript has 4 exons. NCBI's taxonomy places the organism in Eukaryota, Metazoa, Chordata, Actinopteri, Clupeiformes, Clupeidae. Gene Ontology annotation, biological process: sensory perception of chemical stimulus; adenylate cyclase-activating dopamine receptor signaling pathway. Bases 1029 to 1568 code for a protein of 179 amino acids. The record is from RefSeq and is a predicted model, not a curated record.
UUUUUAUCUACUGUAGUCAUUUGUUGCCCUGCCUUACAUAGGUAUAACUAAUCAGACAGACUCUAGAUUGACUUUGUUGGACAUUUCCACCAUUAUAUUCACAUUUCAUAUCAAAUGAGUUUGAAUACCUGAAGUACGUAUUAUAGCCAUAACAUGCCAUGCACUUGGAAUUCAUUUAUUGCAGAGGCCUUUGGACAUGUAUGGCUGAAAAAAAAAAAAAAUGCCCUACAGCUAGUGUCCCAGGUUAUCAUCGUGUAACUCUAUAUGAGGGAAGUGAUCUUUGAAGAUUAUAUUUAGGCUAACUUCUGAUAGCCUACCUCUUUUAUACAUUCUCUUUUAUAUCUGUCAUUUUAAAAAAAAUAAACAAAGACUUAUUUCUUCAUUUGAUAUUUCUGUUCUAUCUACAAUCUUUAAUAUUUCUCGUAUUAUGAUUUUGGUGAGGUAACUGACCUGCCUGCUGUGGCAUGAGUUGUAGCGCGCUGUCGUAUUAUUUUCUCUCACCUAGACUACGUUAUUUCGUCCUGUGGAUAGGUCUGGCUACUUUUUUGGCAACCCAAAGCAGGUAACAGACCUAACAGCCGUCUCUUUGGCUGAACAUUUUCAGAAGGGCAGGUGCUGACAGCACGAAGUGAGAGGUGUUCCUCUUUCAAAUCGGUGUUACUUCCUGGUGUCACAGAGAGAGGCAGUGUUGAGUUUAACAGACAGAAUUGCUAACAGCAUUUUAGAGAGAAAAAUACUGAGAGAGAAGCAGGAGCGAGCGUUGGCUGGGUUCCAGAAACAGCCGAUUUGUUCUUAUUUAUGUUGUUAGCCAAAUGUAUAUUUUUAUUCUAUUUAUAAUGCUUAUAUUUAUUGGAUUCGAGUGAACCGUUUGGCUUCGGUUUGUUAAAGGAUUAUAGCGAAACCCUUUUUUCACAGCGACGGAAAAGUGGCGCACGGAUUUUUCGCCCCAUUUGUUCGCCUUUUUAUAUAGAAAGUAGGAAUUACUGUUACUGUUUUAUACGCCGGGUGCGAGCAGAGGCCAACGGAAGAUGGGGUGUUUGGGCAACAGCAAGACUGAAGACCAACGCAUCGACGAAAAGGCUCAGCGAGAAGCGAAUAAAAAAAUCGAGAAACAGUUGCAAAAAGAAAGACAAGCCUAUAAAGCCACGCAUCGGCUACUUUUAUUAGGAGCUGGAGAGUCCGGAAAGAGCACGAUUGUCAAGCAGAUGCGGAUCCUUCACGUCAAUGGCUUUAAUGCAGAAGAAAAGAAACAAAAAAUCUUGGAUAUUCGAAAAAAUGUGAAAGAUGCCAUAGUGACGAUAGUUUCAGCGAUGAGCACGUUAAUUCCUCCGGUUCCACUUGGCAAUGCAGCCAACCAGCCCCGGAUCGACUACAUCAAAAGCAUAGCGCCUCUCUCGGACUUCGACUAUACGGAGGUAAGGAUUGGCAUGGCUGAGCCAGCUGGCCAUUUGUUGUGGAAAAUAUUGUUUUAUUCUGGGCCACGCCACCCAGCAGUGUCCAUGUUUGAGAUGGGAGAAUGUGAUCCGGGUAAUGACUUUAAUGUGGCCUGCUCACAUUGCUUUUGCUGAUGGUAGAUGUUGAGGUUUCGUGAUGCAGAGGUGGUCUAUCAGGGCCUUCGGGGUGUUCUCUGAAUACCCUACUAGAUUGGAUACAUCGAUGGAUGCCUCAAAUUAAGAAAAUCAACUUUAUUACUUCUUAUUUUAUAGUUCUAAUUCUAUUUUUAACAUCUUACAUAAACUGUUUGAAUAAACUGUGGUGGCUAACAGUGACACCUGAUGGUUGAUGAUAACAUAGCAGUGUCUCAUUGGUCUCACUCAGCACAGGGGUUUCUAUAAAGGGCGAGGUACACUUCUGUGGCCACAGCUUUGUCCAAUAUGGAGACAGACGGUCCCAAGUAUACUCGUUUUUGUGCUGUUGCGGAUACGCGGAUACGGAAAAGCUGAACUUAUUGUACUGAGCGCAUGCAAACUACUGCACGCUCAGUUUCACACAUGCGCAGUCAAUGGAGAUGGAUUAGAGACGGCAAUGGGAACUGAUUUUGUUAGUGGUUUAAGUUUAUCGAUUACUCAGAGAAAUUUGAUUGGGAAGCUUGAAAUUGUUAAAUGAGAGAGUUGAACAAGUUUUCAACAUUCAACUCCGUGAAGGGGUCAUGAAAUAGCAUUGGCUACUGCAAUUUGAGCUGUCUCACCAAAGCUGCCAACGAACAUAAGUGUUCAGAAAGGCACAUUAUUGCUUUCAUUCAUUUACAAACCUUUUAUAGCAGUGUGGACUUUCAGACACUGGCUAUAUAUACUACAAGUACACAAUCCAUUGGGUCUUGUGAUGCAGCCAAGUACAGUUACAACUUAGUUUGAUCAUAUUUUAAAUGCAUUUUGUUGCGACUAUGCGGCCAUCACAUCAGUGAAUGAGCACAGAGCUUUAAUAUAGCUCUGCUACUUAGCUAAAUGCUAGUAGCUUACUUGCUACCACUUCCUGGGGUGUCAUAUUAGCCAAAUAUAAUCCAUGGUUCUUUCUAUUUUUUUUUUUUUUUUUUAGGUUUUAUAUCUAUUUACCACAGAUGAAUUCCAGUUCAUACUACCUUGUGGCAUGCAUAAUCAUCUUUGACCUUAUAAGAGCCAGCAGUUUUUUAUGUUAUAUGUUUGUUGUAGGACCAUAACCAAAUUAUCCUGUAGGCCUAAUAGAAGGGCAGAAUUUGUUUUAAUGGAAAAUUUUCAUAGAAGUUGUGUUUACAAUGCAGUAGGCUGCAAAAUAUUUAGUAUUUAGACAUUUAGGUCUACUACUGCGUAAUCUGCUUCGAAAAAGAAGACAGACAUUUUAUGUAAUUUGAGGGUUAGGGUUAGAUUUAAAAGAUUUAAAGGGAAAAUAGAUUUAAAAUAUGAUUGCUUGUGUUUAUGAAUAAAAAACUUUGAGGACAAGAUGCAUCGGGAUGCAUCAAGAAUCGUUUUAUAAUCAAACCGUUACCCUUUAAAUUGAAUGAUGAGACCAGUGAAGAUUCACACCUUUAGUUGUCUGUAGUCAGAAAUAGUGCUGUUGUUACUCUAAAAACUAGAUGCCACUGCUUGAACGCAGUAAUCAUAUGCCUGUCUGAUUCCCUUGCUUUGAGAAAGAAUGGAAGCCUUACCCAAGAGCUCUGAGAUCAACCCUUUGCUCUACCUUCAACAUUAUACUCUUAAGUGCAGAAUACCAGGGCCUCGCAAAUGGAGGCAUGUGACCUCAGCUUCACAGACUGUGCCUGAUAGCAUAUAGUGUGCUAACUUUAACACCAGUGCUUUGUGUUGCUAAUCUGAGUUUGGGAAAGGAAGCAAGGAAAAAGGAAAGAAAGGGGAGAUAAGUAGGGGAAACUUAAACUUGGACUAUGUGUGUGAAAUAAAAUGCUGGUCCCAGCACUGGAUAGGUGUUUCAGUUACAGUUGCA